This is a messenger RNA of Hibiscus syriacus, 4752 nucleotides long. Its product is annotated as eukaryotic translation initiation factor 5B-like. The coding region runs from base 380 to 4687 and encodes 1435 amino acids. The record is from RefSeq and is a predicted model, not a curated record. NCBI's taxonomy places the organism in Eukaryota, Viridiplantae, Streptophyta, Magnoliopsida, Malvales, Malvaceae. The transcript is spliced from 12 exons. Gene Ontology annotation, molecular function: GTPase activity; GTP binding; translation initiation factor activity.
AAACCUAGAGUACCUUUUUCUCUUGUAUGUAAACAGAAGCUGGUUGAUUCUUCUCUGAUUACAAGCUUCAGUUGGCAGCUGUUGUACUUUCUUCCGGUAAACCUCUCUUAUUCUCCGAUUCGUUGUUCCUGUUUCUCGUUUUAGUUGCCGUUUAUUUUGUCUUCAAAAACCGAUAACCCCUCCGUCGAGAUCGGCCACCACUGACGUUAUUUCCGGCUUCUAAUUUUUAUUCAUUUGAUAUUAUUUCGUGUACGAUACCACUUUUUAUAUAUAAAUAUAUCCGAUCUGCUUGAGGAAGGAAAGGAUCGGAUUAGUGCUUUUUUGUUUAGUUUAAUAUUGAUUAUUGGCUCAUAUAGGAAUAGCGUUAUAAGGCGUUGGAAUGACUGGGGGGUCUGCCUUUGAUGCCCUUGUUAGCGAUGAUGACGGCGAGGUCGUCGACCGUAAGGGAGUGAAUGAUGAAAAUGAUGAUGAUAUUCUUGGUAAAUCUUUGAAAGGUAAAAAGAAGAAAUCGAAAGGGGGAAAGAAGGGUGGGAAUCGGUUCGCAGCAGGUGCACUGGAUGAACUCGAUGACGAGUAUAGUGAGAAAGUUGAUGAGUUGAAAGCUGAGGAAAACGUUCCUUCAAUUUCUUUCUCGGAUAAGAAAAAGAAAUCAUCUAAAAAGAAAAAGGGAAACAUGUUUGGAGGGUCAGAUUUUGAUGCAAUAGCUGCUGAAGACGAUGAUGGGCAGGUGGUUGAUGAUUAUGACAAGGAGGAGAGUAAAGUCGAGGAUGAUGAAUAUGCUUUUACAGGGAAAAAGAAGUCCAAUGGUGGAAAGAAGGGUGGUGGAAGUAGGUUCACUGCCACCGCACUUGAUGAAUUUGAAAACGAAGGUGUGAAAGAAGAUGAGGAAGAAGAUGCUCCUUCAUUCUCUUUAUUUGAUAAGAAAAAGAAAAAAUCGAAGUCUUCUAAGAAGAGUGGUAAUUCCUUCAGUGCAGCAUUGCUUGAUGAAGAAGAUGAAGGAGAUGCAUCUGUACCCGAAUCCACUGGUGCUGCUGUUGAUGAUGACGAAGAUGAUUCUUCCAUGGUUGCAUUUUCAGGAAAGAAGUCAUCUAAGAAGAAUAACACUGCUUUAUUUGCGGCCUUGGGUGAUGAGCUUGAAGACGAAGAGGGUGUGAAAGAAGAUGAGGAAGAAGAUUCUCCUUCAUUUGGAUUUUCAGGUAAGAAGAAAUCAUCUAAGAAGAAAAACAUAGUUGCAUUUGCAGCCUUAGAAGGCGAGCUUGAAAAUGAAGAGGGUGUAAAAGAAGAUGAGGAAGAAUAUGUCCCUUCAUUGUCUUUAUCAGAUAAGAAAAAGAAAAAAUCAAAGGCUUCUAAGAAGAUUGGAAAUUCCUUCAGUGCAGCAUUGCUUGAUGAAGAGGAUGCCCCUGUACACGAAUCCACCACUGCUUCUGUUGAUGAUAACGAUGAUGAUUCUUCCAUGAUUGCAUUUUCUGGUAAGAAGAAGAAGUCAUCUAAGAAAAAAAGCAGUGCUGCAUAUGCAGCCUUGGGUGAUGAGGCAGAGCUGCAAAGUGAAGUUUCAAAUGUGGUGGAAACUGUACAGUUGAGUUUAGGAACCAGUAAUGUUGAAGCUGGUGAUUCUAAAACUAACAACAAGAGUGAAGACGCGGCUGAAACUUCAAAGAACAAGAAGAAGAAUAAGAAGAAGAAUAAGAGUGAAAGGACUGCUCAAGAGGAGGAAGAUUUGGAUAAAAUUCUCGCUGAACUUGAUGAGGGGCCUCCUACAGCAAAACCCACAGAGGCAGCCACUCCCCAAGAGGAGAAAGCUCAAGUACUGCAGGAGCCGAAUACUGCUGCUUAUGUCACAGGUGAGGAAGAACCUGUGGAAUCGGCUGCUGCAAAGAAAAGGAAAAAGAAGAAGGAAAAGGAAAAGGAGAAAAAGGCUGCUGCUGCUGCCACAGCUGAUGUUAAGGAAGAAAUUCAAGAGGAAAGAAAAAUGGAGACCUCUGAUACCAAAAAGAAAGAUGCUAAAUCUAAAGCUGCUGACAAGAAACUACCAAAGCAUGUUAGGGAGAUGCAGGAGGCACUUGCUAGGAGAAAAGAAGCUGAAGAGAGGAAAAAAAAGGAAGAAGAGGACAGAUUGAGGAAGGAAGAGGAAGAGAGACAUCGACAAGAAGAGCUUGAGCGACAAGCAGAGGAGGCUAAACGUAGGAAAAAGGAAAAAGAAAAGGAGAAGCUCUUAAAGAAGAAGCAAGAAGGUAAAUUAUUGACUGGCAAGCAAAAGGAAGAAGCUCGCCGCCUUGAGGCAAUGAGGAACCAGAUAUUGGCCAAUGCAGGAGGCUUGUCUUUGCCUAGUGCAGACAUAGAGGGUGCACCUACUAAACGACCUAUAUAUAAAACAAAAAAGUCUAAGCCAGCUCAUCAUGCUAAUGGUGCUGCUUCUGCUAAACCCGAGGAAAAUGUACAAUCAAAUGCAAAAUCAGUAGACGAGCCGCAAACUAAGGUCGAGGUGGAGUCUGUAGAUGAUAAGGGUGAUGAAGUAGAAUCAAAUAACGCAGAAGAGAGAUCUGUAGUUGCAGAUGCUGAAGGGAAUGGAAUGGAAGAAGAGGAUGAUGAUGAUGGUGAAUGGGAUGAAAAAAGUUGGGAUGAUGUCAAUCUUAAUAUCAAGGGUGCCUUUGAUGAUGAGGAGGCCGAUUCUAAGUCCAAGCCUGCAGUGCAGAAAGAUAUAAAGCGUGCCCUGCCAGCUUCUCACAGUACAGGUCCUCCCACAGUGGCCAAGCCAGUGGUCGAUUCUAAGAAACAGUCGGCUUCUGAAUCAAAUACAUCUCAUCCCGAGAUUAAUGCUCCAGAAAAGAACUUGAAAAAAAGUAAUGCUGUACAAAAUAAAGCAUCCAAGUCAGAUGCUCCUAAGCAGAGUGAAGAGCUCCGGUCCCCGAUUUGCUGCAUUAUGGGUCAUGUUGAUACUGGUAAAACAAAGCUGCUGGAUUGCAUCCGUGGCACUAAUGUCCAGGAAGGGGAGGCUGGUGGUAUUACACAACAGAUUGGCGCGACAUAUUUCCCUGCUAGUAACAUACGAGAGAGAACCAAGGAAUUGAAGGCUGAUGCCACAUUGAAGGUUCCAGGCUUAUUAAUAAUUGAUACCCCUGGUCAUGAAUCCUUUACAAAUCUUCGCUCAAGGGGAUCAGGUUUAUGUGAUAUUGCUAUUUUGGUUGUUGACAUUAUGCACGGUUUAGAGCCACAGACGAUUGAAUCACUCAAUCUUUUGAAAAUGAGGAAAACUGAAUUCAUUGUUGCAUUGAAUAAGGUGGACAGACUUUAUGACUGGAAAGUUCGUCGCAAUUCACCAAUUGGGAUGGCACUUAAGAAACAAUCUAAAGACGUUCUAUCUGAAUUCAAUAGGAGAGUUACCUUUUAUUUGAAGGUUAUAACUCAGUUCAAGGAGCAAGGGUUGAAUACUGAAUUGUACUAUAAAAAUAAGGAAAUGGGUGAAACGUUCAGCAUUGUGCCUACAAGUGCAGUCACUGGAGAAGGGAUUCCAGAUUUGUUGUUAUUACUUGUCCAAUGGACCCAGAAAACAAUGGUUGAGAAGCUUACAUUCAGUGAUGAAGUGGAGUGUACGGUUUUGGAGGUUAAGGUUGUUGAAGGCCUUGGGACAACUAUUGAUGUUGUUUUGGUUAAUGGUGUUCUUCAUGAAGGAGAUCAAAUUGUGGUUUGUGGCUUGCAGGGGCCUAUUGUCACCAAUAUAAGAGCCUUGUUGACACCUCAGCCUAUGAAGGAAAUCCGGGUGAAGGGAGUGUAUAUGCAGCACAAGGAGAUCAAAGCGGCACAGGGUAUCAAGAUUGCUGCACAGGGCCUUGAGCAUGCUAUUGCUGGCACUAGCAUCUAUGUUGUUGGUCCUGAUGAUGAUGUGGAAGAUAUCAAAGAAGCAGUCAAGGAUGAUAUGCAGUCGGUCAUGAGUAGGAUUGACAAAAGUGGGGAAGGGGUCUAUGUACAAGCAUCUACCCUUGGCUCUUUGGAAGCAUUGCUGGAAUUUCUGAAAACUCCAGAAGUAAAUAUUCCUGUUAGUGGUAUAGGCAUAGGCCCUGUACACAAAAAAGACAUAAUGAAGGCCAGUGUUAUGCUGGAAAGGAAGAAGGAGUAUGCUACCAUAUUGGCUUUUGAUGUCAAGGUGACCCCGGAGGCUAGAGAACUAGCAGAUGAACUUGGUGUGAGGAUCUUUUUGGCUGAUAUCAUUUACCACUUAUUUGACCAAUUCAAAGCUUAUAUUGAUGGUCUCAAAGAGGAGAGGAAAAGAGAAGCAGCGGAUGAAGCUGUCUUCCCUUGUGUUCUGAAGAUUUUACCUAACUGCAUUUUUAACAAGAAGGAUCCAAUUGUCUUGGGGGUUGAUAUCCUUGAAGGCAUUUUAAGGAUUGGCACUCCGAUUUGUAUUCCUCAAAGAGAAUUCAUUGACAUUGGUCGAAUAGCUUCAAUUGAAAAUAACCAUAAACCUGUUGAUUCUGCCAAGAAAGGCCAGAAGGUGGCCAUUAAGAUAGUUGGAUCUAAUCCCGAGGAGCAACAGAAAAUGUAUGGGAGGCACUUUGAGCUUGAAGAUGAGCUUGUUAGUCAUAUUUCUAGGAGAUCAAUCGAUAUUCUCAAAGCUAAUUAUAGGGAUGAUCUGACCCUUGAUGAGUGGAGGCUGGUUCAAAGACUGAAGAUCCUUUUCAAAAUUCCAUGAGCAUCAAGACCGGAGCUGUUGCAGGUAAGUUGUAAAGUUCGGAGGUUUUGAUUGGCUUGAGAGAA